UUAUUCGACGCAAACGCGGGCGUGGAGGUUUUGUUGACAAACAAAGCUCGUGCUUCCUGAAAGUUAACGUUGGUCAUACGAUGUCAACACAGCUCGAUGCGCUACACGCACCGCCUAAUCCUGUUAGUAGUCAUUGUCGUCGCUUUGUUCUCUUUACGCGUCCUUUACCGACGGACAGACCGCACGGGCUGUGUCUCCGCCUCCAUACGGAACUGGUGGGCUGGCGACAUCGUGGACUUCGAUAAUGCCGACAACGUGACAGGCUUCGACUGGCCCAUCGUGCCCAACGUCGUGCACUUCGUACGCCUGGGCAACGCGUCGCUCACCUUCACUGAAGCUGUCUGCAUCCGAGCCGCGUGGAUACAACAGCGGCCCAGCUCGCUCGUCGUGCAUUGCGACCGGUGCGACGAGUCGACGCGCUCGAGUCCGCACUGGCCGCUGGUCGCCGGGAUCCCCGGCCUGCGGCUCGCGACUGUCAAGAGGCCGCGCCACAUAUUCGGCAAACGGCUCAGCUCCAUCUACCACGCGUCAGACAUCGCGAGGCUCCGAAUUCUGCGCAAGUACGGAGGCAUCUUCCUCGACGGCGACUCGUACCUCGUGCGCUCCUUGGAGCCGUUCCGGCGCUUCGAAAUGGCGCUGGGAUGGUACCCGAAUCAAGCACUCGGCACUCAGGUUCUUGUAGCCCACAAGAAUGCCAGGUUUCUCCAACUUUGGUACAACUCGUACCGAUACUACCGUCCCGAGCUGUGGUACUGGAAUGCGGGACGCCUUCCCACAGAAAUGAUUCUGGUGCCAAGGCCACACCUUGUUCACCGCGUGCCUUAUGACUUUGGCGUGCACAACGUGGCACACCUCUUGUACGGUGUCUGCAAGCCCGACUGGAGACAGUACUUUGCCAUUCACCUCUUGUUUCGGCACCGGGACUACUUGGUCACCUCAGAUACGUUCGGGCCAUUGACAGUGUCAAACGUGGGCCGCUACAACAGAACAUUUGGCCAGAUGGUCAGGCUGGCUCUGUUUGGAACAACAAGGCUCGGAGAUCACCACACUCUGAAAGACCCUAAAUGGUUUCUCGAAAAUGAGCUAGAGUAUGCCCUGGAUGCUUGCUGAUUUAAGCUCAAUUUUGAUGCACUGGACCGUCGGCAAGUCUUCGGCGUGACUUCUCCUUUAUGACCUGACCAGCUGCCCUUGCAAACCUACUGCACCUUUUGUGGAGUUGUCCCAGGCUGUGCUCAUCAGGGCAUCACUGAAAGCGUUACUACAUCCAAGCUGCCCACCGGACAACCAGCUGUAAAUAUGUUGUGCAGACCAUAGAUCCCUCCUAUAGUUCAUUGAAUGGACUGAGAUCUCUGAGAUGUCAUAUGACAUCUGAGGACUGAGAUGUCAUAUGAGUGUGGUGUGUCGAUGUGCACCUCCGGACGAAGUGACACUUUCAGUGCUCUCUCUCCUCCCUCUCCCUCUUUUUGGCCUUUAUCCCCCUUUCCCCUGUGCAGGGUAGCAAACUGGACAUGCGUCUGGUUGACCUCCAUGCCUUUCCCGUUUCUAUUCUUUUUCUCUCACUGAGCAGGACAAGCUACCGUACUUGCUCAAAUAUAGGCGGACAGUUUUUCUUUAAAACACGAUAAGUAUGAAAGUUGGGAGUCAGCUCAGAUUUGAGAAUGCAGUUCAGCCGCAGCCGCCAGACACUUAGUGCACCUCAGAUCCACGAUAUUCUAGGCACUAUAUUGCAACACAGCCUCGGAGACCCUGCGGCAUGCCACAAAAUCUGGGAGGCCAAGAUUGCAGCUGACAGGUUGGUGUGCCUCGUUUUCUUUGAACGUAGCUAUGUCUCGUUGUUGACAAGGACAGUGCACUGUAGGAAGAGAGAGAGACAUAGAGGCUAGGUAUAUUGACAAAGACGACAAGUGAAUACUGUAUUGCAUAUGCUUGCAAUGGCUGUCCAAAACCUUAAUAACACGCAUGUUCUUUGUUGUAGUCAAAUGCCUUCUUUUUGCUUAGUUUGUAUUUGAGAAAACUUUUAAAUUUUCUGACCUUCUGAGUUUUGGGGGUUUGCCUAGAAUCGAGGCUGGCCUAGAUUGAAGUAGGUGCAGUAUGUACUAUCGACCAAAAAAGUUUACUGACCACAGGAUCUGAGAAAACGCUAAAUAUCCGAGCAGCCUUUUAAAGUAGCCAGUAAAACCGUACAUCACAAUGAUGUUCGCUUAUACCAGUAGAGGCUGGAAAUGGGAAUACUAGGCUUUGUUUUGAGGCUGCAGAGAUAUUCAGCUUUUUGUCGGAUCCCUUCGUCUCUAAACUUUUUGGGUCAGUAGUACGUGUACAUAUAAGAUGCUUCAGCUGUUUUAUGUCACGGGGUAAACUUUCAAAUUAAAGAAAGUGUAUUGAAGAUGGUUUACGCGAGAAAGGGAGGAGCACAGUCUCUCAGUUUGUUGACAAACAUGCUUUUUGAUUGUCAACCUGGCUGCUAACCAUGUGUUCAUUAAGACCAUGUUCAUCAUGCUUCUGUUUGUCCUGACCCAUAUAUUGCCAGGUAGGAUUUGUAAGCUUGUGCUUGCAAAGCGUUAUCACAUUCAAGUCAUUAUGCAAGAUGUGCUCGCGAUAUCAGUGUUUGUGAAUCUCAGAUGUUGCCACAUGUCGCAAGACAAACUCAUCUAGAGUGUAAAAAUUAAUGCAGCAUAUUCUCGAAUUUUUUGACAUUGAAUUUGGCAUU
Dermacentor silvarum is the source of this 2707-nucleotide messenger RNA. RefSeq lists its product as uncharacterized. The coding region runs from base 97 to 1110 and encodes 337 amino acids. The record is from RefSeq and is a predicted model, not a curated record. The transcript is spliced from 2 exons. NCBI's taxonomy places the organism in Eukaryota, Metazoa, Arthropoda, Arachnida, Ixodida, Ixodidae.